AUGCUCCAGCAAUACCUAUACACCAACCAAAACAUCUACAGCCAGCCAGAUGGCUUUGCAACAAGUCCCUGUGGAGAAUCAGAUUGCCUGCACUGCCAUGGCCAGGGACGAGACUUCUCUGUUUCCCUGCAGAGGCAGCAGACAGCUGGAGAAACCCUGAGUCAGCACCUGGAGUACCUUGGACUCUGUGGAGAUGACACAGAAGCUGAAGAUCAGAUCCUUGAAAGUCUGAAUGGGAUUCUCCUGGCUCUUACUGAAGAUAAGCAGAGAUCCUUCAGCCUACUCAGAGAGAGUGGGAUCUUCUUAACUUUGGCAAAAAUCCUGAAGGGCAAUCCACGAUGUGCAGUGAAAGCAGCCCAGGUGCUUUCAGAGAUAGCCAAGAAUGAGGAAAUGAAGAAACCAUGUAUUGAAGCAGAUUUGGUUUUAACUUUGAUACCUUUGCUGGAGAGCACAGACCAAGAAAUGUUGCUUCACGCUGGGAGGGCUAUUGGCCGUAUCUGUUAUGAUAAUCGAGAUCUUCAGGAAGAGCUGGUGAAGGUAGGAGUAAUCACAUCACUAGUCCGAAUAUUAACUGAUUAUGCAGAGAGUGAACCACUUGUCCAUGUUGAUCUAUUGGCCUUAUGCAAUCUUGCAGACCUUGACACAGCCAAGGAAGCGCUAAGCAAGACAAAGGUUGCUGAACAGCUGGUGAAACAACUGAGAAGAGCAGAGAACCAUGAGAGGUUAGAAAUGGUCUUUGAGGUCCUGCAAGCACUUGCAGAAAAUGAUGCUCUCAAAGCGCAGUUGGUGGAGGCAGGCGUGCAAGAGGUGCUGUCUGAGAUCCUGCUGAGGCUCCAGGGUAGUUCACAAGCUGAAGAUACAUGCAUUGUGAAGGCUGCAUCAGAUCUCAUUGUCUCUCUGCUGCUUGGAGAUGGCAACUGUGUACGAAUGGUACAGCUGGGAGUCAUACAUCAGCUUCUGGAUCUUUUGGAGAAACAUGUAGAGAGUGGGGACGUCUCUGUUCAACAUGCUGCACUCAGUGCACUUCGAAACCUUGCUAUACCAGUUGUUAACAAGGUUCAAGUGCUGGAGGAAGGUGUGGCAGAACGGAUUCAGGCACUUCUAAGGUCAGAGAUGCCUCCUGUGCAGUUUAAACUUCUUGGAACACUACGGAUGUUAGCAGAUGGUCAAGCUGAUGCAGCUGAAAUCUUGGGCCAAGACUCCAUGCUGCUCAACAGACUUGUGCAGUGGUGCAGUGCUAACGACCACACCGGCAUUCAUGGAGAAGCAAAUCGACUCCUAGCAUCGAUCUUGCGUCACAACAGAUCCCAAGAAGUGGUCAAAGCCAUCCAGGAGGCACAAGGAGUGAAGCAUCUGGUUUCCAUGACAACAAGCGAACAUGCUGCCAUGCAAAAUGAGGCUCUGAAUGCCUUGGCAAUAGCAUCUGCAAUCGAUUUAGAAACCCUUGAAGAAUCUUUUAAGGAAUCCCAGCUAGUUCAAACCUUACACAAACUUCUACAAGAUGAUAAUACAAGUCCUGAGGUGAAAUACAAUUCAAUGGGGCUUUUGUGCAGUCUUCUUAAUUCAGGUGAUCUGAGACAAGAAAUAGAAGAGGACAAGAUUAAAGAAACCCUCGAACAACUCUGCAGUCACAGCAACGCAAAUGUGGUCAAGGAAGCUGUCACAACAUUACAGGUUUUGAGAGGAGAGACACCCCACUAGCCUCCCUUCUUCCCCCAGCAACCCUGCACUGCUGCCGAGGCAAAUGCAAUAAAACACCAGCUUUGCCA
Molecule: messenger RNA, 1769 nt
Organism: Pelecanus crispus (Dalmatian pelican)
Lineage: Eukaryota; Metazoa; Chordata; Aves; Pelecaniformes; Pelecanidae
Product: rap1 GTPase-GDP dissociation stimulator 1
Biological process (GO): positive regulation of GTPase activity
Molecular function (GO): protein binding; guanyl-nucleotide exchange factor activity
Source: RefSeq, a predicted model, not a curated record